AUGAUCAAUAAGUGCGCGAUUCGUCUCCCAUCUUCUCCCGCCACCAGCGCCACCACGCCCCCUGUGCUGCAGGCGGGAGGGGCUGAGAGCAAGCUCGAGCCGGGGAACAGCGCGGAGAGCCGAGCCCCGAGUACGCCGGCGGAUGGCGCGCCGGAGAAACCGGCGGAGAAGCCGGGUCAGGGCAAGCAGAGUAUCCUGGAGCGCAUGAGCAGCGGGCUGAAGGGUGUCGGCGCCGCGAUCACGUCGGCGGCCAAGGGAGUGGCGGAGCGCGUGAGCACCAUGGCGGCCGCCAUCAGAAAGACGCUCGCUGGCUCUGCCAAACCAACUGCCGCCACUCCCGCGCCAGGCAAGGCACCUCCCGCUGCAGGCGCUGCUGCUGCGCUGGGCGGCACUGGAACGACCACGGGCGAGGCUGCUGGUGACGCUGAUGCCGCCGCUGCUGGCGGAGGUGGUGCAGCUCCUCCUGCGGAGCCCGCACAGGCGGCGGUCGGGGAAGGCAUUGUGAGCCCUGUGGAUGGCGGAAGCGGGAACGGUGCAUCUUCAGACUGA
This is a messenger RNA of Closterium sp. Naga37s-1, 549 nucleotides long. The record is from the annotation of a GenBank genome assembly. Lineage: Eukaryota; Viridiplantae; Streptophyta; Zygnematophyceae; Desmidiales; Closteriaceae.